AUGCCACCGAGAAAGAGGCACUCCAAGAAGCACAACGACGGAGAUAAAGUCGACACGGACAAGGGCAAGGGAAAGGACGAGGGCUCGGGAGUCCCCCGCAUCCUCGUGCCGGACGAGACGUCAUCCUCGGGCCCUCCGUCUGGCGAUACCUCGGCCGCAUCGAGUACCCUCCACACGCCGAUGGGGACGCCGUUUCCUGUUACGGGAGAGGGGCAACCGCAAUCCCGUAACUUGAGGCAGCGGUUUGCGGAGAUGACCCGCGAUAUUGGCAAGGCUGGGGAGGAGCUGAGUGUGAGGAUUCGGCGGAAGGCCGACGGCAACUUUAAAGUCGUUGCACCUGGAACACCUUACGACGAGAUAGAGUUACACGACAUAGACCAUCCGAGCCACAAGAAGCACCACGCGGGCCACCAAGAGAAGCAAGCGGGUUGGAAGAAGUGGUUUGUGGGACGGAGAGUACUGUUCCCACUCGCGUUCCUUCUCGGCAUGGCCGCUGUGUGGACAGCCACCCAGCCUGACCUGUUGGGCGGCGAGAUGACGGAUCUGUGGCCCAUGCUGCAGAGCGACAUGAGUAACUUUCUCGGCAACAUGUCGAUGCUGGAUUCCGCCAAAAAGGCCAUCUUCGAAACGCGUGAUUUUACUGUGGGCGACUCACUCCACCAAGAGCUCGGACUCGCAGCCAAGCACCCCGUGAUUAUGAUGCCCGGCGUUGUGACGUCGGGGCUGGAGAGUUGGAGCACGGAUCCGAUUGCUCGCUCGUGGUUCCGCUUACGGCUGUGGGGCACGAGCACGAUGAUCCGCGCCGUCCUGACGGACAAGGAGCGGUGGGUCGAAGCGAUGGCGAUCGACCUUGAGACUGGCCUCGACCCACCUGGUCACCGCGUGCGCGCGGCUCAGGGGCUGGACGCGGCGAGCGAGUUCAUCCAGGGAUACUGGGUGUGGCAGAAGGUUGUACAGAACCUGGCUACGAUCGGGUACGACCCAAGCAACAUGGACCUAGCGGCGUACGACUGGCGCGUCGCCUUUUACAACCUCGAGGUGCGGGACGCGUACCUCUCCCGGCUCAAGGACCGGAUUGAGCUCAUGCACAAACUCUCAGGGGAGAAAGUCGUGCUCGUGUCGCAUAGCAUGGGCGGCUCCCUUAUGCUCUACUUCCUCAAGUGGGUCGAGGCCAAGCCGGACGCGCUCGGGUUUGGCGGUGGUGGCGGACCCCGUUGGGUUGAAGAUCACCUCGAAGCCUGGGUCAACGUUGCCGGCACGUUACUCGGCGUGCCCAAGGCCAUGACCGCGUUCAUGAGCGGCGAGAUGCGCGACACAGUCGAGAUCAACCCCCUCGGUUCGUACGUGCUGGAAAAGUUCUUCUGCCGCAAGGAACGCGCCGACCUGUUCCGCCGCUGGCCGGGCGCGAGCUCGAUGUACAUGAAGGGCGGCGAGCGGAUCUGGGGUGAUUUGGACGGAGCGCCAGACGACCCAGCCAAUGCCACCGACACGUACGGCCGUUUCUUCUCGUUCCGCGAAACCGCGUCUACCAGCGAAAAGGACAUGAACCGCUCAACAAUAUACCCCAACCUCACAGCUGAGGAGACGGUGCCCUACAUUCUCGAGCACACGAGCGACACGUACCAGCGAAUGUUUGAGAGCAACUACAGUGUGGGCUUUGAGACGGACCCGAGGCAGCUGCGCAAAAACGCCAAGGACCACUCAAAAUGGAGCAACCCUCUCGAGGUCGAGCUCCCACAGGCGCCGAGUAUGAAGAUUUACUGUCUAUAUGGACAUGGCAAGGAGACCGAGCGCGCGUACUGGUAUGUCAAGGGCGAGUACGAGGAGGGUGAGGGUCGCGACGCGCCGGAUUCACAGUGCGAUGUGGGUGAUUCCGGGUGCGAACGCACGCCCGGAGACUUUCCCCUCGCGCGCAACCACCGCAUUGACAACGACGUGACUGUCAAGGGUACGCGGCCCGAGGUGCGGUCUGGUGUCAAAUUUAGCGACGGCGACGGAACGAUUGCAACAGCGAGCCUCGGCGCCAUGUGUGUCCGCGGGUGGAAAGGCAAGACCAAGUGGAACCCGGCUGGCGUGAAGCCGGAGGCGCUGGAUUUGCGCGGCGGCGCGCUGACUAGCGACCAUGUGGACAUUCUCGGCAGUUCGCCGCUGAACGAGGCGAUCCUGAAGAUUGUGGGCGGGCGGGGCGAUCUUGUGAAACCGCACAUUGGGAGUGACAUUGAGCGCUAUGUCGAGAAGAUGAAGUGGGACUAG
Molecule: messenger RNA, 2253 nt
Organism: Cutaneotrichosporon cavernicola
Lineage: Eukaryota; Fungi; Basidiomycota; Tremellomycetes; Trichosporonales; Trichosporonaceae
Gene: LRO1
Exons: 6
Coding region: 1-2253 (750 amino acids)
Biological process (GO): triglyceride biosynthetic process; lipid storage
Cellular component (GO): perinuclear endoplasmic reticulum; cytoplasm
Molecular function (GO): phospholipid:diacylglycerol acyltransferase activity
Source: RefSeq, a predicted model, not a curated record